AUGAUUUAGCCCAACGGAAGAAGGCCCAUCUAUAGAGCUCACGUUACAGAAAAACCCUAAAUAUUCGGUUGUCAUCACUAUCGUUUCGUCUCUAGGAUUUCAGUUUCUUCUCUCUUGGGAUAACAGUAGCUGCGGAAAAGCUGAAAUGGCCCCAAAGAAAGGAGUCAAAGUGGCUACCAAGAAGAAGCCGGAGAAAGUAACAAACCCUCUCUUUGAGAGACGCCCAAAGCAGUUUGGGAUCGGAGGAGCAUUGCCUCCGAAAAAGGAUCUCACGAGAUACAUCAAAUGGCCAAAGUCGAUCCGUCUGCAGAGACAGAAGCGUAUUCUGAAGCAGAGGUUGAAGGUCCCACCUGCACUUAACCAGUUCACUAAGACACUUGACAAGAACUUAGCGACUUCUCUGUUCAAGAUUCUCCUCAAGUAUAGGCCUGAGGACAAGGCAGCCAAGAAGGAGCGUCUUCUCAAGAAGGCUCAGGGUGAGGCUGAGGGGAAACCCGUUGAGUCAAAGAAGCCAAUUGUCGUGAAGUAUGGUCUUAACCAUGUUACAUACCUCAUUGAGCAGAACAAGGCGCAACUGGUGGUGAUUGCUCAUGAUGUGGACCCGAUUGAGUUGGUCGUCUGGUUGCCCGCACUGUGCAGGAAGAUGGAAGUUCCUUACUGCAUUGUCAAGGGAAAAUCACGAUUGGGAGCGAUUGUCCACCAGAAAACAGCCGCAUGCUUGUGUUUGACAACAGUGAAGAACGAGGACAAGAUGGAAUUCAGCAAAAUCCUCGAGGCCAUCAAGGCAAACUUUAACGACAAGUAUGAUGAGUACCGCAAGAAGUGGGGAGGUGGGAUUAUGGGAUCCAAAUCCCAGGCCAAGACUAAGGCUAAGGAGAGGGUUCUUGCCAAGGAGGCUGCUCAGAGGAUGAACUAGAUUAUCCACAGCUGGUUUCAUUUUUUGGAGGAAUCUAAUUUUAAAACUUAAAAAAUGAAAGUAUUUUGUUUUAGCUGUUGGGAUCUCUUUUAUAAAAUCAUUUGUAGCUUUUUUUGGGAUUGAAUAUCGCAUAUUUUGACUGUUUACAGAGUUACUUGAGAUUGAAAAUGCAUAUCUGAUUCUCAAAAGAACCAAAGCAAAGCAUUUCUUUGAGCUUGUGAAGCCUAACUGUCGGGGAAAAGAAUCUUCUACCCAUAGUUUUCAUCGGUAAAGUUGUUCACAAA
Molecule: messenger RNA, 1200 nt
Organism: Thlaspi arvense
Lineage: Eukaryota; Viridiplantae; Streptophyta; Magnoliopsida; Brassicales; Brassicaceae
Source: the annotation of a GenBank genome assembly